Messenger RNA from Argiope bruennichi, 6453 nucleotides. RefSeq names its product N-lysine methyltransferase KMT5A-like (gene Set8). The transcript has 7 exons. NCBI's taxonomy places the organism in Eukaryota, Metazoa, Arthropoda, Arachnida, Araneae, Araneidae. The coding region runs from base 223 to 1128 and encodes 301 amino acids. Gene Ontology annotation, molecular function: histone H4K20 methyltransferase activity; protein binding. The record is from RefSeq and is a predicted model, not a curated record.
AUAAAUUUUCAGAGCGCGUUGUUAUGUUUGUAUUUUUCUUUCUAUUUUUUGAAAAUUAGGAGCUUUUUCAACUAAUAAUUUUGGCCAAAUGUAAAAAUAUAAAGUUCAAUUGAGUGGAAGCUAUAAUUAUAUAAUUAAAAGGCAGGAAAAUACCUUUAAGAAAGAGCAUAAAUUGUGCUUAAUAACUCAUUUUUUCGUAAUAAAUAGACAGAUCUCACCGGAAUGUCCAAAGCUGGAAGAAGGAAGAAUUGCCGAACAAAGGCACUUAGUGAAUCAUGCAAAGGUCAAGAGAAAUGUUUGCAAAUGGAUAUUAAAAAGUAUUUCAUCCAGCAAGAAGAUGAUGAUUCAUCAACAGAUAUCCUGCGUCUUCCUGAAGGAUCUCUUCCAUCUCCAGAUGAUGCAGCCUUACCUUGUUCUACGACUUUAGGUACAGAUACUCCUAAAGGCCUUAAAGAUGACAAAAAUUCAAAUUUUGUAAAAGCCUGUGAAAAUGAAACCAUUGUGCCUGAAGGAAAAAUUCCAAAGAUGUCCGAUUCAACAAAUAAAGACAGAACUGAUGUAUCAAAGAAAAAGAAAAAUAAGAAACCACAACAGAUUCGUAAUAGUCAGCUGACUGAUUUUUUUCCAGUUCGGCGAAGCUGUCGAAAACCUUUGCCAAAGGUUUUAAAAGAGAAGCAUAAAGAAAUAGAAGAUGCUAUUCUGUCGGGAAAAGAAGAAGGAUUUGAAGUAAAAGAAUUUCCUGAUAAAGGAAGAGGUGUUGUAACUUGCAAAGCUCUAAAACGAGGCGAUUUUGUUCUUGAAUAUUACGGAGAAUUGAUUGGUUAUGAAGAAGCAUUACGGAGAGAAUCAGUUUAUGCUACAAAAGAAAACACUGGCUGCUACAUGUAUUAUUUUAAAUCAUUAGACAAAAGAUACUGCAUAGAUGCAACUAAAGAAUCUGGUCGACUAGGACGUCUUAUUAAUCACAGCAAAAAAGGAAAUUUAAAAACACAGUCAAUUUAUUUGAAAGAGAAUCCUCAUCUUGCUUUUUUUGCCUGCAGAGAUAUAGAACCAGGUGAAGAACUCUGUUAUGAUUAUGGAGACAGAAGCAAGCAGUCUUUGAAAUCACAUCCUUGGCUAGCCUUAUAGGCUUCUGUUUUAACAGUUUUAAGGCCAAAGAUUCGUUUUAUACACUCCAGGUUUUUUUUUCUGGAUGUCAUGUAAAUAGACUCACUCAUUUUUAUAAACCAUUUGUUUAAAACUUUCACUUUCAAUUUUAAUACUAAAAUUAAGGAUAACUUUCACUUUUUAUGUGUACUGUAGCUUUGUAUUUGUGAUUAUCCAUUCAGCUAAGCAAACUGACUUAGUAUGUGUCUUAAACAAAUCAAAUAGAAUGUGCUUAAGUCUCCUUUGCUAGUCUUUCUGUGUUUUUUUAUUGUGUAUUUUUAAUUUGGAUUUGCAUCUGAAGAAAUAAAUUUACAAAACACAUUUUAAAUACAUUUUGUCAUUUUGUUUAAUAUGAUUUCUUCAUUAUCUUGGGACCAUAAAUGAAGAUUGAUACGUUGUUUAUGAUAUAAGAUUUAAUAAAGAAAGAGUUUUAUUUAUGGAAAAAAUUUAGUAUUCAUAAAAGAAAUUUUCUUCGUGUUUUGAAAUUAGAAUGAUUAAUAAUGGGUGUCAUUUUAAAAUAGCUUGAACCUAAUCUUUCAUGUGGAUAUGCAAUAUAUAUUCUAUAAUCCACUCUGUUUAUGAUCCAAAAGCUAGUUUCUAAAUUAUUUAAGAUAGAUAUGUAAUCCCAGUUCAUAAAAUACUUUAAAUGAUACAUAAAAAAUAUAUUUUAAACAGUUUGAAUCCAUAAAUAAACCACUGAAAAAAAUUAAAAAGUUUAAAUGUUUAUAUUAUCUUCCUGUCCUGUUAUUCAUACUUCAAAUAUUUAUGAUUCUAACACUUUAAAAUAAAAAGAAGUUCCACUGUUCUCUGUCUUUAUUAAUUAAAUUGUUUUAACAUCCUAUUUUGAAGCAACAGAGCGAGUUUAGUAUAGACCUUAUAAUUUUAAAUCAUAUUCAGCCAAUGAGGGCAAUACCUGAAUUUGCACCUCAUCUCCACCAUACCACACUAGUAGGAAGAUGUUUGAUCCUGAUGGAUUUAUCGCACAGCAAAGUUGCCUUCAUAAUGAAUCAGGUUUCAAACUUGAAACCUUCCAGCCUUAAAGCUGAGAUCUUGCCAUUGUGCCACUUGCUUUGUCUUAAAUUGAUUGGAAUAUUAUCAUGAUCUUAGGCCAUUUUAACUUAUGUUUUGAGGAAGAUCACUCAUUAAGAUUUAAGAUCACCAAUCACUGGGUAGUGAUUGUUGAAGGCAGUUGUAGAUUGGUUUAAAAUAAUGCAGUAGACUCCCGAUUAUCCGCUCCUGCCGCACAAAGUUUUUUUGACUGAUUUCUUCAAAAAGGUGCAGUUUUACAGUUAUGCUUUUGUAAUUACAUAAUACAUUACAAUAUUAAAAUAGUACAUAUGUAUUAAUUUUUCUGUGUAUCCUUGACACCUCUCGUAAGUACAAAGCACUUUUCUGUUUUCAUUAACAAAAUGCAUUUUAGGUUAAUUUUGAGUGAUAUACUAAAAUAUUAAGCGUUAGUUAAACAUUUCCUGCUGUUUAUUUUAUGUUUUAUUGUAGAUAAAACGAUUUUUCAAAGUUGGAAUGACUGUUUUCUCUUUUGCUAUACCCAUUUUUAGCUUAUUUUGGAUUAUCCGCGACCACCCAAUUCCGCAGAUAAUCGGGAGUGUACUGUAUUCAUAACUUGGUCAACUUUGGUUGAAGAAAAUUGAAACUUCAAAAAAAAAAAAAAAAUAUUAGUAGAUCAGAAAUAUAAUAAUAAAAAUAGCUAAUAAGACUGGAAAAUUGUGUGUGUGUAUAUAUAUAUAAACUUUAUAAUUUUUUCAACAAUUUAUUAAAACUUAAAAUACAAUUCUUUAUAUAAUUUAGAAUGUUCCCCAGCUGGAAGUAUUUUCUUAUCCUCAACAGUUAAGUCUAACCCUUUGUAUGUUAUAUGUACUUCUAUUAUUGAUCUUUUGAUACUGCAUUUGCUCUAGAUGUGUUGUAUUAUUUUAUUACACAAGUACUGCCAAUAAUUAUGCCUUUUAGCAGAUUAAAUACUGCUAUAAAUUAUACUUAGAACUUCAAAGUUCCAAGUGAUUAGCAGUUGAUGCUGCUGAUCUCGGGGGUGAUUGUGUUUCAGAAAUUGUUUAGAAACUGAAUUUUUCUUCCAUUUUGGAGUUAAUAUUAUAUUGAGGUAUUUAGUUUGUGCUUAAUUUUUAUGACAAUGUUGAAAAAUAAUAGUCUACAAUGCUGUGUAAGCUGUGAAGUAUUUGUUCUCAGUAUGUAUGUAAAAACUAAAUGUGAAGUUUUUCGUUCCAAAAAUUCCUCUCAAGACCCUCUUGAUGAAAUAUGCAUAUACGAUUUGUUAUUUUUUGAGCAACUAUUUUUAUUUCUGACUCAAUCAUGAAUUGGUAUUUUAAUGCUUUCUGAAAAUAAUUAUUUAUUUGGUUCUCUGCAUUAAUUUUAAGUGUUAAGAUUUGAAUUGUUAAAAAUCUUACUUAAAGUCUUUGCAUACAACAGACUAUUUCUUUGUGCAUGCAAUUCUUUAACAUCGUUUAAUUUGCAAGCUUCAGAUUCUAAUUUAACUGUUAAAGGGUAAAUAAAAAGCCAUUAUUUACACAAAAAUCAGUAAAUCAUUUUAUUUCUAGUUAUUAGAAAAAUAGUAUGUUUAAUAAAUUAAAAUAUGUAUUUACAAUUGCUUAUAAAAUUGUUUAAAAAUAUAUGCAUGUAAUAAAAUUUUUGAUAAAUGAGUAGGAGAGGAUUUAACUUGCAAACCACAUCUUUAUUCAUGUCUUUCAUAAUUAGGCAGAAUAUUAAAAUUCUUAGUGAAGCUAUACCAAGGAAGCAAUCUUGCAUCACAGCAAAGUAAAAAGAAAUGAGUGUGAGGAUGCUUUCAGAACUUAUAUAACUUUAAGUGAGAAUUUUAUCAGAAUCAAACAUUUUAACCUGCUGCCUUAACUUCACACUGGAUAGUUAAAAUUACAAAAAUUAGAUCCUGAGAAGUAUGAGAUAAAGUAAAAUUUGAUUUCAAAUAGUUAAAGAUAAUUGAUUUUAUGAAGGUGGAUAAAGUGACUUUAUUAUGUGCUUGUAUUGUAAAGAGCUGUAAUUGACAUUUAAAAGAACGAUCUUUGCAUGCAGAAAUCAGUUGAUUUAAAGCUUGACUUAUUUUAACUGGUGCAGAAUAUUGUAAAAACCUUAAAGAUCUUUUUGAUUAAUCCAGUUCUUUAACAUUUGAGUAUGCUAUACACAUUUUUGCUGGUGAAAUGUUUAAACAAUAAAAAAGUAGCUGACAGUGUAAUUUUUUUUUUUAUCAACUCUGAAGGGAUUUCCUCUUAUCAGAAAAAUGGAAAUAAAGAAUUGCUAUGUUAGUAGUUAAUUGGAGAGAAGUUAAAAACCUACCUGUUAAAGUAGUGACUGUUAGAUUUUGAGAGAUAUGGGGGAGACGAAAGGCUCAAAGAACAUGGAAGUUAAAAUAAAAGUAAAUGAAUUUUAAAAUAUGGAUAAAUUGAUUUUAUUACAUGCAUAUACUUGUUUGUAACAAUAUGAUGAUGAAAUUAAGACAAUUAUUGAAAUUGCAUCAUUAAAUGUUCCUUUAUUAAGCAGCUUGCAAAUCGUGUCUUCUUAUUGCAAAGAGUAUGAGUGAAAAGGAAUAAGAUUACAGUUUCUCAUGAUGUUUAUUAAAGUGCAUUUGAACAGAUUUAUAAUAAUUGAAAAUAUAAUCCAAAACUGAAUCCCAGAAGUAAGUAAAUUUAUGUUGUCUGAAGGAAUCAAAACAUUAAUUUAUGAUUGGGCCAUAUAAAUUUUAUUGAAAAAUAUUUAAAAUUUACUUAUAAGACCAGAUAAAUUAAUGCAUCAGGAAUAUCAUUGUGACAUAAUUAAUUGUAUUCAAGAGUACAGUUAUUAUUUUCUUAGCUCAAUGUAUUAUCCAUUCUUCAAAUUAUUAUUUUGAAUUGUCAAUUCUGUCAGAUUUUUAUUCCACAAUUUUUUUUUGGCGUUUUGAAUAGAAUCACAAUCAUCCCUGUAUUGCUAUCUCUUUUGCUUAUGUUCUAAUAUUACCAAACCCAUUUUGUAUGGAUGCCUUAAAGUAAUUAACAGAUGUGCCUUUUCUUCUCAAGACUUCUAGCAAUAAUUUUAUAGCAAUUUUGAAAAAUUAUUUUUCUUCAAUUUGUGUUUAGAAUAUGUAGAAUCAACUUUAAAAUGUAUGCAUGAUUUCAUUUUAUUUAUUUGUGCUGCAUAUGAGUUGCAAAUUUGCUGAAUUUGUUUUUAUAUUUUCAAAUUUGUUUUGAAAAGGUUUGUAAUAAAAAAAAAAAAUCCAAAAUAAAUAAUCUGAUUAAGUUUUUAUGCAUAUUUGAAAAUACUUAAUCUGAACUAUACACAACUGAAAAUUAAAAUAGUACUAACUAGAAUUUUGUUUCAAUUUGAUAGCUUUUCGAAAGUUACCUUAAUUGAAUUUUCUAAGGAAACUUACAAUUCAAAUUGGUUCUGGAAUGUUUGGAAUUCAUAUGAAAUGAAAAAAGAAUUUUAAAUCCCUUCUUCUAUGAAAAGCACACAAACCAUUGUAAUAUAAAUCAAACUUAACUAUCAUGUUAUAUAUUGUCAUUAAAUUUUAUAAAAUAAAUUGAAUAUUGGUCGCAUUAUUUAGUUUGGAGAACAUAGAACUAAAGCAUAUUUGUAUUUAAAACAUUUUGUACUGAAUCUUUAAACUGGUCACAGAAGACUGAUCAGUGUAUUCAGAACGUCCAUUUCACAUACUCAUGUAGAUAAAGUUCCAUUUCCGUCCAUACAUUAGUAUCAUUAAUUAACAUAGACUGAGCAUUGAGUAGUUACAUUAUCUUCAUUUGAGGGACAAACACCAAAAUUUACAAAAAUCAAUAUACAAAUAUUUUGAGUGCAAUUACAGAAUUAACUAUGAAGCUGUCAGAUAAGAGCAAAAACCAUUUUUAUUACAUUGGAAAGAAUUUAUUUAAUUUUUACUUGUCUUUCAUUUUGCUUUAUUAAAAAUGUCUUGCUGCUUUUCUUCUGUUUAAGCUUGCUUGUUUACAAAGUAGUAUGCAUCUUAUUUUGAGAUCCCUUACCAAAGUGUCUGAUAAUUAAAACAUUGUACAGUUCCUUGCAUAUGUUAAGUGCAUUUAUAGGCAUUUUUAGUGUUUUUAAAUGAAUCGUAUCAACCUUUUAUACUUGCUGGACCAGACCUAUUUACAUUAUUCUUUAUUUAUAGAAAUAUAUAAUUAAUUAUGAAUUUAUGCUUGUUGAAUGUUUUUUUCAUCUGUGACAAAAAAAAAAUGUUAACAUUUUUUUGUUUUUGUUUAUAAAUACUGCAAAAUAUUUCUGCAAGGCUAUGUUCAAAUUUUAAGAAUUUUUAAUAAAUGAAAAUCCUAAUGUUUUAGA